This is a messenger RNA of Penicillium coprophilum, 303 nucleotides long. RefSeq lists its product as uncharacterized. The transcript is spliced from 2 exons. NCBI's taxonomy places the organism in Eukaryota, Fungi, Ascomycota, Eurotiomycetes, Eurotiales, Aspergillaceae. The coding region runs from base 1 to 303 and encodes 100 amino acids. The record is from RefSeq and is a predicted model, not a curated record.
AUGUCAUCAGAUAUGACAAACAAUCAGCGAAUCCAGCUGAUCCAAAUGUCACAACAGGCGGCUAUCCGCAAAGCCGAGGAUGAUUGGACCGGUACUAUAGACCGGAAAGAACGGCGAAAGUUACAGAAUCGCCUCAACCAAAGAACAUAUCGGAUUCGGAAGCAGACCAAAAAUACAGAGAACAAAGCACAGCCCCACAGCGACAAGGCCAUUGUUGCACCACCGAACUCCACUCCUUUGCGGAUCAGCCGAGAUGAAAAGGGAUUCACAUGCACUAUCGCCCCCCUCAAGCGCACUCGAUGA